AUGGGUACUCAGCAGCAACAUCAACUUGAACAAGAUGAUGAGUUAGAGUACCAAAGGGAUCAUCAUGCGUCAGAAGCAGGACUUGUACAAGGAUUGAGAAAAGAUGAUUUAGAGAUUGAGGCGCUGGAUCCGAAGAAGAAGACCAAGUACGAGGAAGAGGAAGAGAAGGAGAAUCUGGGGUUGGAGGAGGAGUUGUCAGUGGAAAGGAUAUUUGAGCAGCAAAUAGUGCCGUCAUGGAAGGAGCAGCUGACAGUGAGAGCGUUUUUCAUAAGCUUUGUGCUGAGCGUGCUCUUCAGUGUGAUAGUGAUGAAGCUCAACCUCACCACCGGUAUUAUUCCUUCUCUCAACGUCUCUGCUGGACUCUUGGGCUUCUUCUUUGUCAGGACUUGGACCAAGUUCCUCGACAGGUGCGGCCUCCUCAAACAACCCUUCACCAGGCAAGAGAACACUGUUAUUCAGACCUGCGUCGUUGCUUCCUCCGGCAUCGCCUUUAGCGGAAUAGGAUAUUGA
Prunus dulcis (almond) is the source of this 510-nucleotide messenger RNA. RefSeq names its product probable metal-nicotianamine transporter YSL8. Gene Ontology annotation, molecular function: oligopeptide transmembrane transporter activity. Bases 1 to 510 code for a protein of 169 amino acids. The transcript is spliced from 2 exons. NCBI's taxonomy places the organism in Eukaryota, Viridiplantae, Streptophyta, Magnoliopsida, Rosales, Rosaceae. The record is from RefSeq and is a predicted model, not a curated record. Gene Ontology annotation, cellular component: membrane.